AUGACCUCUCUCGAUCUGUCUAAACAUUUUAGCACCAAUCGAAUUUUAUUGCUUCUCAUUGGCGUGUGGCCUUAUGAGCGAUCGUUUUUAAUUGAAUUUCAAUUCAUUUUACUUUAUAGUAUUAUCACGACUUUUAUUGUAUUUCAGUUUACAACAUUUAUAACAUCGGAACACACUUUCGACUUUAUCUGUAAAGUUUUAUCUUCUGCAUUCUUUUUAUUCUUUUUAAUCAAAUACAAUUCGUUUUGGAUUAACGCUGAUGUUUUGAGGAGUACGAUGAAACAGUUUCUAGACAUAUGUAAUGAGAUAAAAGACGAAAAUGAAAUCACCAUCAUAAAAAAAUACGGAAGUAAAGCAAAACGUUUUACGAUUAUAAUUAUAUUACUUGGAUUAAGCUAUCAAUUUGGUUUUAUUUUGCUGCAACUUUGGCCGCACAUUUACUACAUUAUCGCCACAAACAUAUCUCGACCACGUUCAACACAUAUUUUGACAGAAUAUUUUAUUGAUCAAGAAAAAUAUUCUUAUUUAAUUAUGUUGCAUACUAACGCAGCAUCUUGCAUAGGAGCAUUAGCAAUGGCAUCGACAGGAGCUCUGCUCAUAACAUAUCUUCAGCAUACUUGUGCAAUGUUUAGUAUCGCUUGCUACCGUAUCGAGCAGGCAAUUCGUAUCGUACAAAAGGGCGGUAUCAAAAAUGAGCAAAAGUGUUGUCAAAAUAUAAUUGGCGCUGUAAACAUUCAUUGCGAGGCUAUGAAGCUUAGCCAUUUCUUAAUAUCCAAUUUUGUGGGAUCUUUCUUUUCCUUGAUAGCAGCUGGCUUAUUUUGCCUGAGCUGUAAUCUUCUUCAAAUUGUGUCAGUUAACAAUAGCAUUGAACAAAUUUUAUUAUCUCUAUUUAUGGUAUCUGUCCAUUACACAUACUUGUUUCUAUCCAAUCAUAUUGCGCAAGAAAUUACGGACCACAAUGAAUAUUUGUUUAUCACUGUAUAUAAUGUCAAUUGGUACAAGGCUCCAAUACGUGUACAGAAAAUGAUACUUUUUCUACUGCAAAAGGGCACUAAAAGUUUCAAUCUGGUUCUCGGUGGAAUAUUUGUAGCGUCCAUGAAAAGUGCGGCUUCGCUGCUGAGCACUUCCAUAUCAUACUUCACCGUUCUUUAUUCUGUCCGACAAGAUUAAAAGUAUAUGUAU
This is a messenger RNA of Nylanderia fulva, 1182 nucleotides long. RefSeq lists its product as uncharacterized. Lineage: Eukaryota; Metazoa; Arthropoda; Insecta; Hymenoptera; Formicidae. Gene Ontology annotation, cellular component: plasma membrane. Gene Ontology annotation, biological process: sensory perception of smell; detection of chemical stimulus involved in sensory perception of smell. Gene Ontology annotation, molecular function: olfactory receptor activity; odorant binding. The record is from RefSeq and is a predicted model, not a curated record.